Molecule: messenger RNA, 3962 nt
Organism: Pristis pectinata (smalltooth sawfish)
Lineage: Eukaryota; Metazoa; Chordata; Chondrichthyes; Rhinopristiformes; Pristidae
Gene: hdhd3
Product: haloacid dehalogenase-like hydrolase domain containing 3
Exons: 2
Coding region: 190-906 (238 amino acids)
Source: RefSeq, a predicted model, not a curated record
ACGGCGGGCGGGGCGGCGGUUGGUUGUUGCCGGGAGACGGCUGGCGGGAGCGGCGCGGGCACCGGGGCGGCGGGAACGGGGAGACAGCGGCCCGGAGCCGCUGCCAUGACCCAGCAGGGGGCUGCGCUGCAGACAUACAACAACGAACUGGUCAAAUCAUAAUCACAGUCAUUACUGGUUGAUGAGAGGAUGAGGCCCCAGUUCCUGACCUGGGAUGUGAAAGGCACUCUGCUCCGAGUAUGCCAUUCAGUUGGUGAGCUGUACUCCUCGGAAGCCAAGCUCCACGGAAUCCAGCUGGAGGCCAAAGCUCUUGACAGAGCAUUCCAAGCCGCCUUGCAAAUGCAAGAGAAGUUCCUCCCCAACUAUGGCCGAGGCCGGGGUCUGAGCUCCCACCAGUGGUGGAUAGAUGUGGUCAAAAAGACCUUCUGUCUCUGUGGAGUGAGCGAUGAGCGUGUACUGUCCCCUCUGGCAAUGAACCUUUAUCGACAGUUCUGCAGUGCUGGCAACUGGCAGGUGUUUGGUGAUGUGAAGGACACCCUGAUUCAUUGUAGGAAUCUGGGCAUCAGCAUGGCAGUGAUUUCCAACUUUGAUUGCCGCCUGGAGCAGAUUUUAGCCAAUUGUAACCUGCGGCAGUAUUUCAAGUUUGUGUUGACGUCAGAAGAUGUUGGAGCCGCCAAGCCAGAUCAACGAAUCUUCAAUGCAGCUCUGAGCCUUGCCCAAGUGGAGCCCAACCAGGCCGUGCACAUUGGAGAUGAUGUGUGGAUGGAUUAUCUGGCAGCCAGGGCCAUCGGAAUGGAGAGCUACCUAAUCUGCAGAGGACAAGAGGAACCCUCUGGUGCAAAGGGGCUGGUGCCCAAGGCCCACAUCCUCCACUCCCUGCAGCAGUUGUGUGUUCUUAUCAAAUGAAUGCCUAACUGUGUGCAUGUCCAAACUUGGUACCUUUACUGUGACCAUCAGCUGAUCAAUCCUUGAUGUUCAGAAUUGUGACAGUUAUUGAAAGAUUCAGGUAGGAUUUCCUAACUGAGGGAAUUAGCAGUGUGAGCUUGUGCAAACUGGAGUAAUGUGCAGACGGACGUGUCUGCAGCCCCAGUAGAUGUUCUCUGUCUAAGCAAAUAGCGGAGGAAGUAUGCAAAUUUCCAGCAAUGUGUUAUCAGUUGAUGACAUUUAUCAACAAGAGUCCAGCGGUUAACGUUCUGCUGUGGUAGAUUCUGCACUUCUGAAAAUGGUUCUUUCUUUAAUCAGUUGCUCAUGUUCUAUGUGAAAGUAUGUUAUUAUUCACAUUGCACUUCAGAUCAGUGUCUGUACAAUCUAACUCUGUGGGAUGACGCAGAGAGAAUGUGAGAUAACAGAUUUUGCCUGGAAACAAUUAGUAACUUGUAGUGUGCAAACCCAUGCUGAAGAGGAUGGAAUGGAAGAGUGGUAGGACAAUAAAUGUGUGAAUAAAAUGCCUUCUGAAAAAUGCCUGUGUUCCACCUUAACAAAAUGCACUGAGUUACUGUGGACUUCAUAAGGCUCUUAAUGUGUAACACAAAUGUCAAAUUGUUGGGGAAUUGACCAGCUAACCUGCAUGUGGUUGUGCUUGGGAAGAAAGGUGCCUAAGGCACAGAAAAUUCCCUGCCCUUCAAAUAGUACUGGGGAUGUGCUUUAUUUUCUCCUGGUCUAAUAAUCCAGACUGGAAUUCACCACAGCAAUUUACAAACAUCAAUUCAGAAGUAAAUAACAAGAUUCAUUAAAGAUAAAGAGGAAAUCUCAGAAAGCAAAAUGGGUUCAGCCGUCUUUUAAAGAAGAGUUUGCUGUUCUUAUUGGUAUUGAUUUAUUAUUGUCACUUGUACCAAGGUACAGUGAAAAGCUUGUCUUGCAUACUGAUCGUACAGGUCAAUUCAUUACACAGUGCAGUUACAUUGAGUUAGUACAGAGUGCAUUGAUGUAGUACAGGUAAAAACAAUAACAGUACAGAGUAAAGUGUCACAGCGACAGAGAAAGUGCAGUGCAAUAAGGUGCAAGAUCACAACAAGGUAGAUCGUGAGGUCAUAGUCCAUCUCAUUGUAUAAGGGAACCGUUCAAUAGUCUUAUCACAGUGGGGUAGAAGCUGUCCUUAAGUCUGGUGGUACGUGCCCUCAGGCUCCUGCAUCUUCUACCUGAUGGAAGAGGAGAGAAGAGAAGAGCAAAUGUCCCGGGUGGGUGGGGUCUUUGAUUAUGCUGGCUGCUUCACCAAGACAACGAGAGGUAAAGACAGAGUCCAAGGAGGGGAGGCUGGUGUCCGUAAUGCGCUGGGCUGUGUCCACAACUCUCUGCAGCUUCUUAGCUGGUCCUGCCUGUAUAGGAUGUCAUUCCUGGUACAACAUUGGAACAUCCUGGCAAAGUACUCAACAGGGCAUCCGGGGAGACACAAUUAAUGCUGUGUUUGCAAUUGACACCCUCAGGAAUGAAUAAUAAAAUAUUUAAUAUUUGCCCAAAUGGAGACUUAACUAUGGUCUUCAUUACAGAUUGUCAGCUUCCUGCCUUGUCCUAAAAGCUCAAUUUCUUUCUCUAUUAAGGGGAAAAAUGCCAUUCAAAUCUACAUGAGAUAAAGUGGACCAACAAGCACUAGCCAACUUUCUCCCCCUCUACAGCAUAUGGAGGUUCAAGCAGGCCAACAAUAAUGGGAAUAUGCACUCUGGAGGAGAGGUUCUGUGAGAGUCAGUGACAGUCCUGAGGAUUUGAAGAAGUGGUGUGAAGAGCAGGAGGGCCAUUCAGCUGCCUGAGCCACAGAAGGGACUGAUGGUGGAAUUAAAUACUGACAGAGUGAAGAACCUUCAUCCCCCUUAAAGGUGGGUGGAUUAGAUGGAUCUUCACCCUGAGCUUGCAACACUCUGUCCCAUCCAUUACAAAGACCAUGUACUGACACUUUUGUAACGUUGGACAUCUCUGUCACAGCAUUAACAUAUCUGCCACAGAAAUCCUCAUUCGUGCCUUUGUUACUUCUUGACCCAAUUGCACAAUGCUUUCCUUGCCACCUUCCAACCUUUCAGCCUCUAAAUGUGGCUCAUCCAAAGCUGUGCUGCUUUUAUGCAUCAGGUGCUGCCAAUCCAUCAUCCCUUUGGACACUGGUUCUUUGUGCACCACUGCCAACAAGUAAAUGUUUGCAUUCUUGUUUUGAAACCCCUCCUUCUCCCGGUAACCUCCUCCAGGCCUUCAACCCUUCAAUUUGCCUGAGCCUUGCCUUCUGGAGUUGCAUCCCUCUCCACCCACACACCCUGCCUCCCCAAAUUCAGAUACUCACUCUAUUAUUAAAAUCCAGCUUUAGCAAACAUUUGACCACCUUUGUCUUUUCCUCAGUGUCCGUACACAGUUUCUAUGAGCAUGUACAGACAAUAUAUUUCACGAAAGAAUCUAUGUUGAAGUGCUGUCAUAAGACGUUUCCUUCAGUGAUCAAUACAACAAGUCAUUACCCAGUGUUGUUUGCUACUGCUCCUUGCUGAGGUAGUUUUAUAUCAUAAGAUAGAAAAUAGGAGCAGGCUAGUCAAAUGAUCAUGUCUGAUUAUCCAAACUCAGAACCCUUUUCCAGCUUUCUUCACAUACCACUUGAUCCUUCAAGCCUUGUCAACAAUGUAAAUUUCUUGAACAAAAAAAAUGAAAUUUGCGGAGGAACUCAAUGUCAGGCAGCAUCUAUGGAGGCAAAGAAAUUGUCGACUUUUUGGGUCAGGACCCUGCAUCAGGACUGAAGGUGUAGAGGGGAGAGAGCCUGGACAUGGAGGUGAGAGGGAGGGAUGAGACAGAGGCUGGUAGGUGAUAGGUAGAAGCAGGUGAGGUAGGGGAGGAUGGACAGAUGGAGCCAAGUAGGAGAAGGGGAGGUGGAAGAUGAUGAGUGGAGCCAGAUAAGGGAGAGAUGAUGGUCAGAGGAGGCAGCUGAUGGAUCUGGGGAAGGGGCAGGGGGGGUUGUGGGUGGGAUGCUGGUCAGUAGCAAAGCUGAUAAAAUUGAC